Messenger RNA from Strongyloides ratti, 1191 nucleotides. Its product is annotated as Astacin-like metalloendopeptidase. The transcript is spliced from 2 exons. Gene Ontology annotation, biological process: proteolysis. NCBI's taxonomy places the organism in Eukaryota, Metazoa, Nematoda, Chromadorea, Rhabditida, Strongyloididae. The record is from RefSeq and is a predicted model, not a curated record. The coding region runs from base 1 to 1191 and encodes 396 amino acids. Gene Ontology annotation, molecular function: metalloendopeptidase activity.
AUGAAACAUUUUUUUAAUAUAAUUCUUUUUUUAAUAUUAUUAAAUAAUAUAAAUUAUAGUAAAAAUGAGGAAGAUAAAUUAACAAGAAAUAAAAAAGCUGUUAUUCAAAGAAGAUUUAAAUGGAAUCUUCCUAUAAAAUAUAAUAUUCAUAGAUUAAUAACAAAUUUCGAAGUAAUUAUUGAAGCAAUACAACGAAUUGAAAAUAAAACAUGUAUAACAUUUGAAAGUAGUUUUUUAUCAGUAAGUAGUUCAGAAGGAUUUAACAUUAUAUUUACAAAUGAUUAUUGUUUUCCUCCAAGUGUACCAAAAUUUAAUGAUAGAUUACCUUUUAAUAAUACAAUUUAUAUUUCACCAAAAUGUCAAAAUAAUGUUGGAAUAAUUGAAAUACUUAUUGGUAGAAUGCUUGGUCUUUUAUAUGAAGUAAAUCGUGAUGAUAGAGAUUUUUUUAUUGAUAUAAAUUAUGAUAAUAUAAAUGAUGAAGGUAAAAAACUUGUUGUAAAAUAUGAUAAAGGUGAUGAUGAAACAUAUUACACAGGAUAUGAUUUUAUGUCUGGAUUACAUUUUUCUUCUAUAGCAUUUAGUAAAAAUAAUAGAUCAGUAUUUAUACCAAAAGAUUUCUAUAAAUAUUAUCAAUAUUCUAUGGGACAAUCUAAAGGUUUGUCUUUUAAUGAUUAUAAAGUUUUAGCAUUUCAUUAUUGUGAUUCAAAACUUAGAUAUUUUUGUAAUAAUUUUGGAUAUAAAAAUCCAAGUAAUAAAGAUUUAGAUAUAAAAGGUCAAUGUAUUUGUCCAACAGGAUAUAGUGGUGUUAAGUGUGAAAAUAAUAUAGAAAAUUAUAGAAAAUGUGGUCAAACAAAUUUAAUACCUAUAGAUUAUUGGCAAUCACUAAGAGCAGAAAGAGAUGUAUUAUGUAGUUAUUCAAUUAAAACUACUAGAAGAUAUAAAAUUGAACUUACUAUAAUCGAAUCAAGAAUGCCACAGUUAGAUAAUUGUUAUGAAGAUGAAAGAGUUGAAGUUAAAUAUAGAGUUGAAAAAGGUACAGGAGGUGUAUGUCUUUGUGGUAACCACAAAAAUAUUACUUUUUUAUCAGAGCGUGAUUCAAUGUUAAUUAUUUAUAAUAGUUUAAAAAAAAAUAGUAAAUUAGUAGCAAUGUAUAGAAGAGUUCUAGCAAGACCACCAAAAGAACCAAAAUAA